This is a messenger RNA of Terrapene triunguis (Three-toed box turtle), 2616 nucleotides long. It is a transcript of the gene UBASH3B, whose product is annotated as ubiquitin associated and SH3 domain containing B. The coding region runs from base 24 to 1979 and encodes 651 amino acids. The record is from RefSeq and is a predicted model, not a curated record. Gene Ontology annotation, cellular component: cytoplasm. Gene Ontology annotation, biological process: platelet aggregation; negative regulation of signal transduction; regulation of osteoclast differentiation. Gene Ontology annotation, molecular function: protein binding; protein tyrosine phosphatase activity. The transcript is spliced from 14 exons. NCBI's taxonomy places the organism in Eukaryota, Metazoa, Chordata, Testudines, Emydidae.
UUUGUGUGUCUUGCGAUGGCUGAAUGAUGGCCCAGUACAACAACUCCACACCACACACCAUGGCUGCCAAAGACGAUCUCUACAGCAAAGUCACCCCCAGAAGAAACAGACAGCACCGAACGGGGACAAUCAAACACGGGUCGUCUCUGGAUAUCCUUUUAUCAAUGGGAUUUCCCAAAGCCAGGGCACAAAAAGCACUGGCAUCCACUGGCGGAAGAAGUGUCCAAGCAGCAUGUGACUGGUUGUUCUCUCAUGUGGGGGACCCAUUCCUUGAUGACCCCCUGCCUCGGGAAUAUGUCCUCUACCUGCGCCCCACCGGCCCCUUGGCUCAGAAGCUCUCUGAUUUCUGGCAGCAGUCGAAGCAGAUCUGUGGGAAGAACAAGGCUCACAACAUCUUCCCACACAUUACUCUUUGCCAGUUCUUCAUGUGCGAAGACAGCAAGAUUGAUGCGCUCAAUGAAGCCCUGCAGGCCACAGUGAUGCGAUGGAAAUGCAAAUUCCCUGCUCCCCUGCCUUUAGAACUCUACACGUCUUCGAACUUCAUUGGGCUUUUCGUCAAGGAGGACAGCGCUGAGGUCCUCAAGAAGUUUGCGGCGGACUUUGCUACAGAAGCUGCUUCUAAAGUGGAUGUGCAUGUAGAACCCCAUAAGAAACAGCUGCACGUGACAUUGGCCUACCACUUCCAAACCAGCCACUUGCCCACGCUGGAGAAAUUAGCACAGAACAUCGACGUCAAGCUAGGAUGCGACUGGGUCGCCGCAAUCUUCUCUCGAGAUAUAAGAUUUGCUAACCACGAGACACUGCAAGUGAUCUAUCCCUACAUCCCACAGAAUGACGACGAGCUUGAGCUGGUUCCAGGGGAUUUCAUUUUUAUGUCCCCGGUGGAGCAAACCAGCACCAGCGAGGGCUGGAUUUAUGGCACUUCCCUAGCGACCGGCUGUUCUGGGCUGUUGCCUGAGAAUUACAUCACGAAGGCAGACGAGUGCGGGACCUGGGUGUUUCAUGGAUCUUACUCGAUUCUGAGUACCAGUUCUUCCCCAUCCCCUCUAACCUUCAAUGACGGAGCUCUGGAAAGAAGACAGCAAGAAGAUCAAGGACCUGGGGACACAGGGCCACUCACGAUCAUCUGCCAGACAAUGCACCCCCUGAGAGUAACCAGCCAGCCAGGGCUUCAAAAACGAUGUCUUUUUGUCUGCCGGCAUGGGGAGAGAAUGGAUGUUGUGUUUGGAAAGUACUGGUUGUCCCAGUGUUUUGAUGCCAAAGGAAGGUAUAUGCGUACAAACCUGAAUAUGCCUCACAGCUUACCUCAAAGAAGUGGUGGUUUCAGGGAUUAUGAAAAAGAUGCACCAAUCACCGUGUUUGGUUGCACACAAGCAAGACUUGUUGGUGAAGCCUUGCUGGAAAGUAACACUGUUAUUGAACAUGUCUACUGUUCCCCGUCACUGCGCUGCGUACAGACAGCACACAAUAUUCUGAAAGGUUUGCAACAAGAAAAUAACCUAAAGAUUCGAGUAGAGCCGGGCUUAUUUGAGUGGACAAAAUGGGUCUCUGGUACCACAUUACCUGCCUGGAUACCCGCAGUGGAUUUAGCUGCAGCCAAUCUGUGUGUUGAUACAACCUACAGACCUCAUAUACCAGUCAGCAAGUUAGUGGUUUCAGAGUCUUACGACACGUACAUAAGUAGAAGCUAUCAAGUAACGAAAGAAAUCAUAAGUGAAUGCAAAGGCAAAGGAAAUAACAUUUUGAUAGUGGCUCACGCAUCGUCUCUGGAGGCCUGUACUUGUCAACUCCAGGGCCUCUCGCCUCAGAAUUCCAAGGACUUUGUACAGAUGGUCAGAAAGAUUCCAUACUUGGGGUUCUGUUCCUGCGAAGAAUUGGGAGAGACAGGUAUUUGGCAACUAACAGACCCCCCCAUCCUCCCUCUCACACAUGGACCAACUGGAGGCUUUAACUGGCGAGAGACCUUACUACAAGAAUAGGCAAAGCUAAACUUACAAACAAACAAAAAAUGGCCUUUCUAAGCAUUGGAGAAUGUCUCUUAUUUCUUGUGUUUAAUGACAGUGGGAAAAAAUAUUCGUAACAUUUUAGGUGAAUCAUUCACAAAAACAUUCUAGCAUAUCACCUAUAGAGUCACAUUCGUGCAAAAAGUUCUCAUAUGUAAAACUAGGCGAAUAUAAGAAAGGGCUUAAUUGAUGGAAGAAUAUAACUAUAUGUCCAGGCUUCUGCACUGCAGGAAAUGUCUAUGUUAUCUAAGGCUACAUAGCCUGGAUAUAUUUUUCAUCUUGAACUGAACUCAGACAACACCGCCUUCUGCACCAUGUUAGUGACAACUAGGACUGUGUGAAAAUUGUGAAUUUUGGGUCUUUUUCAUUUGCAAACUUUUGCAGAACAAAUAUUUGCAAUUUUGUUCUGGGCUAUGUUGGCACCUUCCCCGUUACUCCCAAAUUUUGCUAAAUAGCAGUUUCGUGUUCCCCCAAAAUAGCUACACUCAAUGUGUUCCAUAAGAUAUUCUGUCUCAUCUCCAGGAGGAAGGGAAUUCUCUAUUCCAAUUAUAGACUAGCAUGAAACUAUUCCUUUUCAUUACCAUAUUAGAUGCCUACAUAUUACACAGGUGGG